CUCAAAAAAAAAAAAAAGAAAAAAAGUAAUAACAACCAAGUUAACAGGGGAAAAAAGUCACAAUUAUUUGCAACAAUUGUUCCCUUUCAUGUAGAAUAACUGACAUGAAAGUGUUUGGGCUCCCAAAGUUAAAACAUUCAAAGAUGCCUGAAUUUCUUCAAGGGGCUACAGACUCCGUUCUCCCAUGAAAGGCCUGAACAUUUACAGAGGAAAACAAAAUGUGAUAUUUUAACACUUCUGGGAUCUAAGUGUGCCAGAUUUCUGUUUAUACAAAUUCUGGGUGAAUGCAGCCUAAAUUAAUAGGGAAUCAUUUCAUCUCCUCUUCUCACUUGGAGGAGAUUGCCAAGAGCUGCUAGAAUUGGUAAAUUGGGGUUUUUCUUUAAAAAAAGAAAAGAUAAAAAGGACAUUGACUUCUCCACUGUAUUUUAAAGGUCUGAGUGUCAGAAAUUUAUGAGUUCUAGCCUGUUGUCUUCUUUCAGCAGCAAAGCAGCCCCCAGUCCCCGUCCCCCCGCUGCCCAGCCACAGCAGCGGUGCCCACUGAGCUGAACCAGCCCCUCCCAGAGGACGGCAGCACGGACAGGGACAGCAGAAUCACCCGGAUCACUCGAGCGAUGGCCAAGGAGGUGUUCCUGAUGGCUCGGAGUUUGAGGAGGAGAGGAUGUGUCCUGACCAAAGAUCAGCUCAUUACCUCUGCUAGGAAAAUUGCGACGUCUGGACAAGACUUCGCCAAACUCAUCUGCAUCAUUGCUAAGAACUGCAUAGAUCAAAGAUGUUCCCAGGAGCUUUUGUGUGUGGUGGAGCGGGUUCAAACAAUGAGCAACCAGCUCCACAUCAUCUCCAGUGUAAAGGCCUCCCUGGCAAGGAGCAAGUCCUCUGAAGAGCUCCUAGUGGAAAAUGCACAGCAGCUCCUCCAGGCUGUCUUCAAGACCAUGAGGGCUGCAGAAGCUGCGAGUCUCCGGGGUUUGAGAGAACCUUCCCCAGAUCCGGAGGAACUGGAAGUUGCUGCCUUCUGCCUGCAGUGGAGGAGGAAGCUGCUAAAGCACAGACUUCAAGAAACCUCAAACACGGCCUGUGAUGAGCUGGGCUUGCGGAAUACAAGCACUAAACCACCCCCAACACUCGCUACCCUGGUUCACGAAGCAGUAUAAAAGCGAAGAGAUAGCUCCCAGUCAAGCUCCCUGUUGACCUGUACUCUGACCUGACACUCUGGCAGCCUGUGGGAAGCGCCUUUUUUUUUUUUUUUUUUUGAGACGGAGUCUCGCUCUGUCGCCCAGGCUGGAGUGCAGGGGCGCGAU
Chlorocebus sabaeus (green monkey) is the source of this 1295-nucleotide messenger RNA. NCBI's taxonomy places the organism in Eukaryota, Metazoa, Chordata, Mammalia, Primates, Cercopithecidae. The record is from RefSeq and is a predicted model, not a curated record.